Molecule: messenger RNA, 606 nt
Organism: Trichomonas vaginalis G3
Lineage: Eukaryota; Parabasalia; Trichomonadida; Trichomonadidae
Product: transcription-initiator DNA-binding domain ibd family
Exons: 1
Coding region: 1-606 (201 amino acids)
Source: RefSeq, a predicted model, not a curated record
AUGCAGGAAAAGCUUCCAACUUUCUGGAAACUCCUCAGUGAGAGUGAUCAAAGGAUGUAUAGGAAAAUCCAAGAAGUUUUAAGUCAGCUAUCAACAAAAAAUAAGCGAAACACAAAAAUUGAUGAUUUUAGAGAAUUGGUUGAUGCAAUUGAUAUUUUCGAAAACUAUGAUAAAGAGUCGAAAUGGAGAAGAUGCUUAGCAUGCGGUUUAGUCAAGUUUGAUGGCGGAAUUGCUGUUAAUACUUCUCAACUAUCCAUAUUGGCACUAAGAUGCAAAACAUCCAUUAAUACCUCAUUAAAAGGAAUGGGAUACACGAUAAUAAGCGGUAACUCUAGCGAAUCAGAAGAAUUUCUUAAAGAGAUUCCUUAUAUCUCUGGAAAUCCGUCUGAAAUGAGACAAUGGACUGUAAGAUACCUAGAAGAAACCUCUUACCAAUAUCAGCAUCAAUAUAUUUCUCCUCCUGAGGGGAUAAUUCCUGAAACCCCUGUGUAUCAAGCUCUUCCAAUGAAUCAAGGACAAAUAGAAGAAAUUGUCCAAGAAAAUAGUCUUAUUAACAAUUGGGAAGAUGAUUACUCAAAUACGAAUUUUGAUUUAAUUACAUUUUAA